AAACUUCUGCAAAAAUAAUUCAAUUUACAUCAGACAAGCGAAAAUGGGUCAGAAUUUCAACAAAUUCCUCAGUCCCACGACUCAUAUAAUCCGUGUGAGAACCGGGGAUAAAAAAAACGCCGGCACAGAUGCAGAUAUCAGCGUCCGUUUCCAUCAUGAAGGAGGCGAGAGCAGCCCGUUGUUUAAGUUGGACGUUUCGUACAGCGAUGACUUCGAGAGAGGCCAAGUAGAUGAGUUUAAGCUAUGUGAGAACGAUGUUAGCGCUUCUUCGUUGAGCAGUAUUGAGCUGGUUCGAGGCCACGGCGGCCUCGGUUCGGAUUGGUUUUGCGACUACAUCGAAGUCGUUGACAACCGUAUCAAGAAAGCUUACAUCUUCCCGGUCCAUCGAUGGAUCCAUGGCGGGCGUUCCCUUUACAUUCAUCUCUUUGACGCCGUUCUUCCAAAGGAUGAUGCUCACCGAGAUCAGAGGAAUAACGAGUUGGUGGUGAAGAGGACGCAGUACGAGUACAUGGCACAGGUUCCUGGGCUACCAGUUCAGGUGAAAAAUUUUCCCGAGGUCGAGGCAUUUUCGGAUGAUUAUAAGCAUCGCUUUGAUGGGAGUGUGAAGAAAAAUAUUCUAACCACUUUGUUAAGGGCGCUGUUUUCAUCUUCAUCAAUUGAAACUCUCAAGCAAUAUGAAUCUACCUUCAAGUUAUUCAGCCCACUCGGAAAACCAUCGUCAAUUGCCCAUUGGCGAGAGGAGAAGUAUUUUGGAGCUAUGAGAGUAAUGAGCUGCAACCCAUGUGUCAUCGAAUUGUGCACCAAAAUACCAGAGAAGUUCGGUGUUACUGCAGAAAUGGUGGAACCCUUUCUCGAAGGAAUGACCCUUUUUGAUGCGAUGGCAGCUAAGAGGAUCUACCUGACUGAUCAUAAGGCUUUGCUAGGUAUUGAAGGGAAUAAGAAAUUGCACAAGGACUUGCAGUUGUGUCAGCCUCUUGGUCUAUUCUAUGCGACCAAAGAUGACGAGAUGAUUGCAAUCGCCAUCCAGCUGUACCAGGAAAAGGGAGAUAAGAAUCCAGUGUUUCUUCCGAGUGACGACGCUAACCUGUGGACGAUGGUGAAGCUUUGGUACAACAUGGCGGAUUCCAAUCAUCACCAAGCUGAGACCCAUCUAGGGAACACCCAUCUGAAAGCGGAAGGUGUAAGCAUUUGUACUCACAGGAAUCUGUCGCCGUCGCAUCCAGUCUUCAAGCUCCUCGCGCCGCACUUCAUGCACAUCAUGGCUAUAAACAGAGGAGCUUUAGAAAGUCUCAUGGCUGAAGAAGGCCUUUUCAACACAUUAUUCUCUAUCGGCUUGGACGGAGUGUGGACAUUGUUAAAGGGGACCGACAGCUUCCGUCUAAACGUCGACAGUCACUUACCAAACGAUGUGAAGGCCCGUGGGAUGGACGACCCCAAGGUAUUGAGAAACUACCCAUACCGUGAUGACGCUAUGCUCUCGUGGAACGCUCUUCACAAAUAUGUAAAGAGUACAGUAGCAAUUUACUACGAGAACGACACGAUUGUACAGGAAGAUCAUGAGAUACAGCAAUGGGGCAAGGAAUUGGUAGCUCCUGUUUGCGAAGGCGGAAUUGGAAUGAGAGGCGUCCCGGGAAACGGAAAGUUCCAAACCGUCGCAGACCUGGUCGAAACUAUCACCUGCAUCAUCUACCUCUGCAGUGUGAAGCACGCGGCGGUCAAUUUCUCGCAGUACGAUGAGUACGGAUUUCCCGCUACCCGUCCGUCGCACCUGAUGGGAGAACCGCCUAAGAAUAAGGACCCACUCACUGAAGGACAGCUAUUGGCGGCGCUUCCCGAUAAACUGAAAGGUUUAACAUUGGCUGCAAACGUGAAAGUCCUAUCCCUGAGAGCUACGCAACCACUUGGGUAUUUUGAGACGACCUAUCUGUACGACCCAAGGGCACUGGAAAUUGCCAGCGAUUUGCGUGAGGACCUCUUGAAAGCAAGCCUGGUCAUCAAGGAGAGAAACAAGACGAGGAAAUACCUGUACGACAUCUGUGAUCCAAUUUUCAUGCCAAAUUCUAUCAGCAUUUGAUCAGCUUUAUCAAUCAUUACGGACACUAUGAACCAAGCGGACAUUUUGGACCGACAUGCAGUAUGUUAAGUUGAAAAAUCACUUUUGGUAAAUGCAACAAUCAUAUAUUUUGUUUCUAACACUACUUGGAUACACGGGCCGAAAGCUCAAUUGUUAUAACUGACCGAAAUGUGAGGGAGAUUUGACAAUACCGCGUAGUAUAAAUAACUAGAAAUUUACCACAGGUCUGGAGAGCUUGAAACACUUAAUAUAAACAUAAAUAAGAUUAUAUCAAUCUAUCCCAAUCAUAUAAUCUAUCCUGAAGAUUAUACUAUUCUAUGUAUAAUGAUACACUAAUCAAUCCACCUGUAUAUUUGAUUUCUCCCAAAGAUUACUAUGAUCGAUCCUAGAUUUUGAAUUAGUUUAUUUCAUGGAUUGAUAAUAAGAUAUUAUCUGAUAGGUCCUUCCCAGUAGCUUCAUUUCAGUCCGUUGCUUGGGUACACUCGCUCGCGCAGUUUGUUGGAUGGAUGUUUCAACAAUGCGCCGACCAAGCGCAAUCAUCGGCCGGGCUACUGAUCAUCCCCGUCCACGAGAUUUCAAAUCGACGAUCCGGACAAAAAUGAUUUAUAGAUCAGUCUAUACGACACCAAGGACAGAAAUUGCCAGAUGCUUUUUAAUCAAGGUUUAGUUUUGGUGGAGUUUUCGGAUUAUUUGUGUUAACGCAGUAUUAAUACAAGCCAGAUAAUGCUUACCAGUAAUCAAUAAAAACUCGUUUCAAAAGUA
This is a messenger RNA of Lineus longissimus, 2836 nucleotides long. RefSeq names its product allene oxide synthase-lipoxygenase protein-like. The coding region runs from base 44 to 2074 and encodes 676 amino acids. Gene Ontology annotation, molecular function: protein binding; metal ion binding; oxidoreductase activity, acting on single donors with incorporation of molecular oxygen, incorporation of two atoms of oxygen. Gene Ontology annotation, biological process: lipid oxidation. The record is from RefSeq and is a predicted model, not a curated record. The transcript is spliced from 13 exons. NCBI's taxonomy places the organism in Eukaryota, Metazoa, Nemertea, Pilidiophora, Heteronemertea, Lineidae.